CGGGAGCUCAGCCUGUCAGUCAGGGGAGGAAAGUCAGUGAGAAAACAGCAACCAACUCACUGCCUGCACUCAGCUAGCUGAUCCUCCGUCUCCAGCCCUUGACAUGGCAGACAAAGAAACCAACAGAGACUGCUCUUCCAAGUCGUGCAGCGUCCUGACCUGGGAACAAGUCAGCCGUCUGAACAGCUUCCUCACUGAGGUGGUCCCAAUACACGGACGUGGCAACUUCCCUACCUUAAAGAUCACACUGAAGGACAUUGUACAGACUGUGCGUAGCAAGCUGGAGGAGGUGGGAGUCAAAGUGCGCCAUGUUCGACUGAACGGCUCUGCAGCAAGUCAUGUCUUGGUUAAAGACAACGGCCUUGGUUACAAAGAUCUGGACCUAAUCUUUGGUGUGACUUUGUCUUCUGAGGCAGAAUUUCAGCGCGUUAAGGAUGUAGUGAUCGGGUCACUGUUGAACUUCUUGCCUGCUGGGGUAAACAAAGAGAAAAUCAGCCCUGUGACCCUCAAAGAGGCAUAUGUUCAAAAGCUGGUUAAGGUCUUUACUGACACAGACCGGUGGAGUCUAAUCUCCCUGUCAAACAAAGACGGGAGAAACAUUGAGCUCAAGUUUGUGAAUUCCAUCCGCCGCCAGUUUGAAUUCAGCGUGGACUCCUUCCAGAUUAUCCUGGACUCUCUGCUGUUUUACCACGACUGCUCAGAAAACCCAAUGUCUGAACACUUCCACCCAACUGUGAUCGGUGAAAGCAUGUACGGGGAUUUUGAAGCUGCGUUUGAGCACCUCCGUCAUAAGCUUAUUGCUACCAAAAACCCAGAGGAGAUCAGGGGUGGAGGACUAAUGAAAUACAGCAACCUUCUAGUCCGGGACUUUAAACCUGCAGACAAAGAGCAGAUCAAAUCUCUGGAACGCUACAUGUGCUCCCGGUUCUUCAUUGACUUCUCAGACAUUUUUGAGCAGCAGCGAAAGCUGGAAUCCUAUCUCCAGAAUCACUUCAUUGGCGAGGAGAAAAGCAAAUAUGACUACUUAAUGAUCCUGCGCAAGGUGGUCAAUGAAAGCACAGUGUGCCUUAUGGGCCAUGAACGCAGACAGACUCUGAACCUAAUAUCACUGUUGGCUCUCCGGGUGCUUGCUGAGCAAAACAUCAUACCAAACGCUACCAACGUCACCUGUUACUACCAACCUGCACCAUAUGUCAGCGACCCCAACUUCAGUAACUACUACAUUGCCAACUCGCCAGUGUCCUACCCAACGUGGCUGCCAUGUAGUUAGACACAACCUCUCCUAAUGCUCUCUGGGACAGUGCUCAGGAAGGAGUCCUGAGGACGCUGGUUUGACUCUUGGGUCAUAUCUUUUGAGCAUCUUAUUGGAAAAGGGUAUACCCUGCUCCAAGAUUCAUUGUUUAGGGGUUUUCUCCAAAAUACUGCCCCCCUUGAAGUGUUGGCUCUUGGCAGCGUCCUCAGUGUCUGGGGAGCUUCUAUGGGCUGACCACUUUAUGGUUGAAGUGUCUGUCCACACUGAGUGAAGGGCAUAAAUGAGAUUUAUUGUGAGUGAACGCAGUCUGCAGGGCAGCUUGCAUUUUGAGGUGAAUUAAUAUAAUUUUUUUUUUUUUUUUUUUUUUUAUGAAUCUCACCGUUCAGUUAAGAUGUGGGCCCCAGCUGUGGAGUAUAUAUAUAAACUCGCUGCCUGGCCUCUUCCCCGCUUCAACAUGGGUACAAACUAUUGCUACGUGGUCCUUUUUAUUGACCUUUAAAGAUGAAAAAAAUAAAAAAAAAACUUUAAAAACAAAAACCAAAACAAAUACUAUGUCUAAAAAUACAAAAAACAAAAUGUGAAUUUUUCUUUUCUCCUUUUUAUUUAUCUCAGAAUACAGAAACAGGAUAAAAAAAAAACUGGAUAAAAAGAUUGGAAAGUGUUAAUUUUGUGUGUGGUGAGCGGGUGUGUUCAUUUUCUCUAUGUAUCGGACAGUGUCAAUGUGGAUCGAAUCGACCAACACAAUAUUUAUGUUGACGUUUUGAAUGUAAAGAUCAAGAUUGGAUUUUUUUUUUUCUAUUUGGAAAUGUUUGUUCUGAUGUGGGUUUAUUGCUGUAACUGUCUGCUCCCAGAUGCAGUGAGGCGUCCUUUUUAUUUAAUCCAUGGUUUGUUCAGUGACAGCCCCCACCCUGUGCUGCAGGUUUUAAUAUUGGAGUGUUCCUGUCUCUGCCACGCUUGCAGGGUUAACUCCAUAGUUCUGGGGAAGUCCUGAAUCCAUUAACAGAUUGAAUGCUGGCAAGCAAUGCGAUUUGGCCAUGCAUAUCUCAGGGUUAAUCCUGCUCACUGCAGCCAUAUAUCACAAACCGCAUAUUGGGGUUUAGUGGCAACACACGGCCUGUGCCCCAUGCCCUCAGUCAUGCCAUGGGUUAGUUAACUGGAGGGGGUGCCUACCUAUGUGCCUUAAUAUUUACACUUAAGAUGUUGAAUAGCCUCUGUAUGAACACUCCUGAUUCUGUAUAGCCCUGUGGCAAUGAAAUGGUCUGUAAAAUUGUUAGCCACAAUCCACUCAGGGAUAUUGCUGCCUGUUUAAACCCUUCCACCAGUGCCUACUCUGCUGUUUAAACACUAUCCUCAGCCAGUGCAAAGCACCAGGAUGCUUCCAGUUUAACCCCCCUAAGGACCACUCGCAAUGCCAUCGUCAGUCCUCCCUUGAAAUGUUGUGCUGGUUUAGUACCUGUGGCUCCAUAGAGCUGACGGCUCUAAAUUAGGGUGACAUUCCACUCUGGGAAUAUGUUCUCUAAACACCAGGUUAAAGUGUUGGAGAGGAGGUACACCCAAUUUUCAGAACUACAUCUCCCAUGGUGCAUUGUCAACGUUGUAGCUCUUAAAGAAACAUGGGUGUUGUAGUUCUGAUGCAGCUGGCUGUCUUUUACCCUUUUAAGAAGUGAAACUAAACCGCCUCUCCAUUAUUGGGAUUUAUGCUGACUUAUGGUAAUGCUCCCAUUUUGGUCAGCUUUGCCUCACAUUCACCCAAAGUAUAGCUUGGAGUGCACAGGCUUCUCUUGUCAUGGGACCAAUUCCUAGCUGACAUUCUGGGUGCUUGCAGUAGUCCAUACAGGGGUCAAAAUAAACUGUGCAUUAAAGGGUUACUAGCUAUUGCCCAGCAGUUCAGCUAUCGAUGGGUUAAUGUCCUGAUGUCUCCAGCUCGACAUUAGACUUGUAUUCUGGUGCUAAAAGAUCAAAAUAAACCCUUUAACCAAAA
Pelobates fuscus (common spadefoot toad) is the source of this 3233-nucleotide messenger RNA. It is a transcript of the gene TENT5C, whose product is annotated as terminal nucleotidyltransferase 5C. The transcript is spliced from 2 exons. Gene Ontology annotation, biological process: mRNA stabilization. The coding region runs from base 104 to 1270 and encodes 388 amino acids. Lineage: Eukaryota; Metazoa; Chordata; Amphibia; Anura; Pelobatidae. The record is from RefSeq and is a predicted model, not a curated record. Gene Ontology annotation, molecular function: RNA binding; poly(A) RNA polymerase activity.